AUGGUUUUCGUUAAACUUGUAAUUUUCAUAUCUUGUAUCGUUCCAGGAAUUUUACAACAGUUCAACAAAACACCUUAUUUUAAUUCUUAUCUUACGUCAGGUUGUAAAACAACAUACGUGACCAGCUUGCUUCACUGUGGUAGCCUCUGCACUGAAGAAAAUAAAGUGUCUUUCUUUUACAAUCCGUCAAAGAAGUUAUGUCGCUGGGAUUGUGUUGUUCUAUAUUCGGGCAACUCUUCGCUGGAAGAAAGCGAAUGGAUUCGUUACGAACGUUCGUCUAAAGGAAACUCGGCUUUGGGACGGACGACCAGCUCCUCGUCAGUGUUUGCUUCUACUGACCCCCCGAGUCUAGCGGUGGACGGGAUCCUUACUUCCUCAGUCACAGAGGGACGCCGUUGUUUUUUCUCCCAGUGGGAACCCAAACCGUUUUGGCAGGUUGAUUUAGGAACCGUUCACAGUAUCUCCUUUGUCAGGAUUUAUAACAGAAUGGAUGUCGUGGGAGAAAGAUUUCGAGAUGCCUCCGUUUUAGCCUCUGUUGAUGGGGUAACGUUCAGUACUUGUGGAUCUUUCAAAGGACCCGGGGUCACAAGACAAAUUAUCGACAUAGCCUGCGCAAAAGGCACCGUUGGACGAUUUGUUAAAGUUCAAAUUCUAAAUAAUUUUUUACAGAUGUGUGAGGUUCAGGUUUACACACUGUGAUUUUCUUUCAUUUUUAUCUCCUCAUGUACACAUUUGUAAGACUUACGAGGGCUGUUCAAUAAAUAAUUUCCUGAGCCCUAUUACAUACAAUAUAGAAAUCAUAUGACAUAAAGCUUGACUUUCUUUCAUGAUUGAAUUUUUAAUGAAUUUAUUACAGUUUAUGUGUCCACU
This is a messenger RNA of Saccostrea cuccullata (small rock oyster), 870 nucleotides long. RefSeq lists its product as uncharacterized. Bases 1 to 699 code for a protein of 232 amino acids. The transcript has 3 exons. Lineage: Eukaryota; Metazoa; Mollusca; Bivalvia; Ostreida; Ostreidae. The record is from RefSeq and is a predicted model, not a curated record.